Messenger RNA from Arachis stenosperma, 2400 nucleotides. Its product is annotated as pentatricopeptide repeat-containing protein At4g16390, chloroplastic-like. Gene Ontology annotation, molecular function: protein binding. Gene Ontology annotation, cellular component: chloroplast. The record is from RefSeq and is a predicted model, not a curated record. The coding region runs from base 53 to 2173 and encodes 706 amino acids. NCBI's taxonomy places the organism in Eukaryota, Viridiplantae, Streptophyta, Magnoliopsida, Fabales, Fabaceae. The transcript has a single exon.
UUUCCCUCUAUCAGAAAUUCAGAAUACUGAGAGGCAGAUUGUGAAGGUGCAAAUGGCCGAGUCUUACCGUCUACGCAUUUCUCCUUCAUCCACCUCCACCUUCAACUCUCGCUCUUCCUCUUCCCCUCACUUCAAACUUCUAAACUUUCCUUCUUCCCCCCACAAGCUUUCUUACCUCUACACUCAAUCCAAAACCCCUCUCCAAGCCUCCUCGCAGAACCCCUUUACAUUUACACAACAUCAUGAACAUCCCAAUUCUCCAGAAGCUGCAAAUCCUCAUGACCCACAUGCAAAGUCUCAACCUUUAUCCAAAAACCAUAUUUGGGUCAAUCCCAGAAGCUCCAGAGCCAAACACCUUCGCAGGAAGAAAUCCCUCUCUUCCAUUUCCGGUUCGUCGUUUUCGUCUCUCUUGAGACUUGCAAAGUCUUUAGACUCUUGCAGUCAACAAGAUGUCCCUAAAAUACUAAACUCCCUAGGGGGCAAGAUUGUUGAACACGAUGCUGUGUUUGUUCUUGAUAACAUGCUGAAUCCUGAGAUUGCACUGAUUGUACUUAAGUACUUCCAGCAGAAGAUUAAACCCCAAAAGCAUGUUGUUCUUUACAAUGUGACCCUUAAGUUGUUUAGGGAGGUUAAGGAUUUUAAAGGUGCAGAGAAGCUGUUUGAUGAAAUGAUUCAGAGAGGGGUGAAGCCUAGUAUUGUUACAUUCUCUACUAUGAUAAGCUGUGCUGCCACGUGUUCGUUGCCACAUAAGGCUGUGGAGUGGUUUGAAAACAUGCCUAGCUUUGAGUGUGAACCCGAUGAUAACAUAUGCUCAACUAUGAUUUAUGCUUAUGCGCGUGUUGGUAAUGCCUAUAAGGCUCUCAGUCUAUAUGAUCGUGCAAAAACUGAGAAGUGGCAUGUUGAUAAAGUGGCAUUCUCAGCAUUGAUUAAGAUGCAUGGCAAGGCAGGGAACUAUGAUGGAUGCUUGAAUGUUUACAAUGAUAUGAAGUUUUUUGGUACAAAGCCUAACUUGGUAACAUAUAACAGUGUGUUGUAUGCCAUGGGGAGAGCAAGGCGCGCCUGGCAAGCAAAGGUUAUAUACGAAGAGAUGGUAAGCAAUGGUGUUUCGCCAAAUUGGCCAACCUAUGCAGCUCUAUUGCAAGCCUACUGUAGAGGUCGGUUUAAGGAAGAUGCUCUCAGUGUUUAUAAGGAAAUGAAGGAAAAGGGAAUGGACAUGAAUGUAGUUCUUUAUAACAUGCUUUUAGCUAUGUGUGCUGAUGUUGGCUACACAGAUAAAGCUGUUGAAAUUUUCGAGGACAUGAAAAGUUCUGCAGCUUGUCGGCCUGACAGUUUUACGUUCUCAUCCUUGAUUGACAUGUACUCUUGCAUUGGGAAAGUUUCAGAGGCAGAAGAGACACUGAAUGAAAUGAUUGAUAAUGGAAUUCAGCCCAAUAUUUUUGUUCUGACAUCGCUUGUGAGGUGCUAUGGAAAAGCCAAGAGAAUAGAUGAUGCUGUCAAGAUACUUAAUCAGUUUUUGGGUUUGGGGAUCGUUCCGGAUGAUCGCUUCUGUGAUAGUCUUCUGAAUAUCAUGAUCCAAACCCCAAAAGAAGAACUUGUUAAGCUAACAGAUUGUGUUGAGAAGGCUAAUCCGAAGCUCGGUUCUGUGGUAAGAUGUUUGUUGGAAGAGCAGAAGGGUGAUGUAGUAGAUUUUAGAAGGGAAGCAUGUGAACUUUUCAACUCAGUUGAUGCUGAAUCGAAGAAGUCCUUUUGCAAUAGUCUAAUUGAUCUUUGUGUCAACCUGAAUAAACCAGAUAGAGCAUGUGAUCUUCUAGACCUGGGGCUGAGGCUUGGGAUAUAUACAGAUAUACAGUCCAGGUCUCAAACUAUGUGGUAUCUGCAUCUAAAGAGACUCUCACUUGGAGCUGCUCUGACUGCAUUAUGUUUCUGGAUUAAUGACUUGUCGAAGGCUUUGGAGUCCGGGGAGGACCUUCCGCCAUUACUCGGAAUUGAUACUGGGCUAGGGAAACACAAGUUUGCAGAUAAAGGUUUGGUUAGUGUCUUCGAAUCACAUUUGAGGGAACUUAAUGCUCCAUUCCAUGAGGCUACUCAUAAGGCUGGCUGGUUUUUUACUACAAACGAAGCAGUCAAGUUAUGGCUGCAGUCCAGGGGUUCAACUAAAAUAGUUGCUGCUUAGAAACUUCAAGGUUUUUUAGGUGUUCUAACAGUGUCUCCCUCACCAUUGAUGGUGUUAUUUUAGGGAGUCAUUUGCCAAGUAGUUUUUAUGCAUUUUCCUAUCCCUUUUGCAGAAAUUUUGAACUAGUAGAUUAGAAAAUUAAUAUCUUUCAAAUAAAUUUUGGAUUUAUUAGAGAAAAAUGAAGUUCUGAUUCUAGUAUACACUAUACAGUGUAGUGGCUAGCAAAA